Lates calcarifer (barramundi perch) is the source of this 3650-nucleotide messenger RNA. RefSeq names its product 1-acylglycerol-3-phosphate O-acyltransferase 5 (lysophosphatidic acid acyltransferase, epsilon) (gene agpat5). Gene Ontology annotation, cellular component: mitochondrion; endomembrane system. The record is from RefSeq and is a predicted model, not a curated record. The transcript is spliced from 8 exons. Gene Ontology annotation, molecular function: acyltransferase activity. Bases 637 to 1734 code for a protein of 365 amino acids. NCBI's taxonomy places the organism in Eukaryota, Metazoa, Chordata, Actinopteri, Centropomidae.
GGUGCCAUUACGUAGGGAGGCGUGUGUGACAUUUGCUGCAUGAAGCUAGUUUACCAUGAGCUAACCGGAUAAAGAUGAACAACUAGGAAAGGAAAUAGAAAACAUUUUGUCUUUUAAUAACUUAGCUGCCGUUUGGGUUAGACUUUGCUGUCACAUCCACACCAGAGCAGACAGUUUAUGUCAAACGUAGCGUUAGUUAAAACUUCCUCUCUGGUCAAACACGUUAAAUAGUAGGCUAAAGCUGUCUCUUAACUUAUAUAGUAAAUGCACGGAGUUCGGAUUGAGGUCGUUUUCCGGUUUGCCGCUCUGAGAUGAUGAUACUAAUCGGAUAGCAGCGGUUAAUUUCGUUUUUUUGUAUCGCAGUAUGGGUGGACGUUAGCGCUUAAGCCGACUUGGCUAACUGCGUUUUUGCACACAAGGUUAAAAUUAGCUUUAGCCAGCUAGCUCCUCACUCCCCCCCUGCUGCAGCUUUCUCACUUUCUUAUGCUGACUUGUCAGGACAGGUGUGCUGAAAGUAGGCCAGGUGUGGCCUGGGAUAGAUAGUCCGUAAUUUAACCGCAGUGCUCACAGAGUGUGGUACCAAGUCCAACAGUCUACUUCAGGGAUUUUUUUUGUAGUGGAGCCAGAGGUGGGAUCAUGCUGCUCUCCUUGGUUGUGCACACAUACUCGCUGCGGUACUGGUUUCCAGCCACGAUCAUGCUGGGGACAGCUCCAGCUUAUCUGCUGUCAUGGGGGGCUUGGCGUUUACUAUCAACUGUCUUACCAGCGAGAGUGUAUCACAAGUUGGACGACCGGUUGUACUCCAUCUACCAGACUAUGGUCCUCUUCUUCUUUGAGAACUACACAGGAGUAGAGAUUGUUAUAUAUGGAGAUAUACCAAAGAACAAAGAGAACGUGAUCUACCUGUCUAAUCAUCAAUGUACAGCCGACUGGAUCAUUGCUGACAUGCUCGCCAUCAGACAGAGUGCUAUUGGUCAUGUCAGAUAUGUCCUUAAAGAUGGACUUAAAUGGCUCCCACUUUAUGGAUGGUAUUUCUCUCAGCAUGGAGGAAUCUACGUGAAACGAAGUGCAAAGUUUAACGAAGGGGCGAUGAAGAAGAAGCUCCUCUCUCAGACUCAGUCUGGAGCACCAAUGUACCUUGUCAUCUUCCCAGAAGGAACUCGGUAUAACCCAGAGCUCAAGAACGUAAUCGCUGACAGUCAGGCUUUUGCUACAAAAGAAGGUUUGGCUGUUCUGAGGCACACGCUUACACCCAGGAUGAAAGCAUCUCACAUAGCCAUUGAGACAAUGAAGAGCCACCUGGACGCCGUGUAUGACAUCACAGUGGCCUACGAGGGAACGCUGGAUGCCUCCGGUCAAAGAAGACCUGCACCGUCGAUGCCAGAAUUCCUGUGCAAAGAAUGUCCCAGAGUCCACAUACACUUCGACCGUGUGGACAUAAAGGAAAUUCCUCCAGAGCCAGUGUUUUUCCGCAGGUGGCUGCACGAGCGGUUCGAAAUCAAGGACCGGCUGCUGACGGAUUUCUACGAGUCUGAGGACGCAGACAAAAUUUGCAGGUUCCCCGGGGAAGGCAAACCAUCUCCGCUGAACCUCUCCAAGACCAUCCCAUCAGUGAUGAUCUUGGGGGGGCUGACACUGCCAUUACUGCUGACGGAGAACGGCAGGAAACUGUACGUGAGAACCUGGGUGUACGGGACACUGCUGGGCUGGCUGUGGGUGAACAUUUUUCCUUAACGAACGGGGCACAGGCUGCCAUGAUGAGAUGCACAGAAGACAUGGAAAGACGGUGCCAUUUUCCUGUAUCACACCAACACAAGGUGUGUUCCAGAUGCAGAGCAGAAUCUGAUAAGAAGCUCAGAGAUUUAUCCCAUGUCUGGCUCUCUGUUGACCUUGACCUGAAAGCUGAAUGGAAAUACAGAGAAAUGUGAGAAAUGAAAGCUUUUUGUGCUACUUGUUGCCCCUCGCGUUAUUUGGAUUUGCAGCCUGAAAUGAUGAGAAAACAUGAGUGGAUUUGUUGAAAAGUAUUAGGUUUCUCAAAAAUCCCUCUUGAUCUCCACUAUGAAAUAACAACUGCUACAUACUUCUCUAAAAAUAUUCCCCCCCUUCAUCAGAUAUAGCCAAAUUAGUAUUCUUGCAUGCUCACUUUUCCAUCAAACAUUGGCCAGUUUUAAAGCACUUAUAUGACAUUUAUUUUUGACAACAAAGUGUGCUGAGUAAUCUCAAAACACAUUUAAUGAUGAUGAUCAGCUACGGUAUGUAACUGACACAGUGCACUAACCUAUUGAUCGUGGAUCAUUUAUUAUAAAGUGCACUGACUCAUUGACAUUUGUUUUAAUGUCAGUUUUUUAUGCCAAGUCCCAUGUCAAGAGGACUAUGCACUUUGUUCAUUUAAAGUUAUGUUUUUACAUUAGUAGAACAAAGUAAAUGGCAUGCAGUCCUCUAUAGGAGCUCAUAAACAUGACACCAGCUGCACUGUUUACCAGAAAUAUUCAUACCGACAUCACUUUGUUUUAUAUUGAUAAUGAAUGUAGCCAUAAAAAAAUAUGUUCAUUUAUAUAUCCAUGAAAGAGGUUUUUUUCUCCAACACCCAUUAAUAUCUGUAAAAAAUACAAUCUAUUGUACAUUUUGAGCAAAGUCGUUGUCACUGAAAACUGGCAGAUGCCUCAGUGAGCUCAUAUAGAGGAAUUCCUGUUAAAAAUGAUAAUGUUCUACCAUUGUAAAAUAUUACUUGAACCUUAAAAUGUCAGUUAUUGCCAAAACCUGGUGUAUUUGCCAUGAUGUUCUGCAGGUGGUUUAAGUUGAGCAAUACUUGUUUUAAUGCCAGCCAUGAUGACAGCAAAGAAACAAUGUUUUUUUUCUUUUUGGCCUAAUUACAUGAUAAUUGCAUUUUUUAAAUAAUAGUUUAUUCACUGUUCCAUAACUUUUAUAUGCAUUUGUUACUUUGAAUACCAUGUUACAGCUCACUUGAAAGUAUCUACCUAGCAAAAAGCUGACAAAGCCAUGUUAACAGUAUAUCACAGGUUCCUGUGCACUCAAAGCCAUUUGUAUUAUAAACAUCACUGUAUUGUGAAAUGCACUGUGUCCAUCGUCGUCGUUUACUGUAAUGAAACCAUUGCAUUUUCCACAAGUCACUUUACAUAUUUGCCGUCUCGUCCUCCUCUACUGUUAGUCUGCACUGUGUUUUCCUCAUGUGGAUAGUCCAGUCAAUCCCAUUGUUUUUACAUGUCGCUCCAAUACCUCACUUGAAUAAUCCUUCCUUGUUCUUAAAUGACCCUUGUCAGCCAUUUUAUAGUCAUUUUUAUCCUGACAAGAUCAGACUGUAACUCAUCAGGAAACUAUGUAGACAGUAUUUCAAUGCCAACUGUUUUUGGAAAUGUGUGCCUUCUCUUUGGAGGAGUUGGUCCUCAUCCCUCCCACAGAGGGCCACAGUGGCUCUUUAUCCAGCGGGUGACUGCAUGAAGGCACUCAGCUGGAGCUGCUGCUCACUGCAGCUUGUGGUCACAUUGUCUACAGUUCAUAGUGGCUUAUUUUGCUCUAAGAAUGCAUUGAUUUACACUUUUUGAGGACUAUUAAACGACGAAACCUUUAAUGUGUGUAAGUUCUGGAAAUGGGGGAUCAGAGUGAAAUAAAGUGGUUUUCUUUUGGGGAGA